UUUGCAUGGAGUUUUGAUUUCUUGCAGCGAGAUUAGAUUAGCCACUCCUCCGAUACACGGAUGCGGAGUAAAAUGAAAGCUAACAGCUAGUGUGGUUUGUUCGCAUUUUUUUAUUUUAUUUUGUCAAACAUGGCAGGGGACUUAUGGAGUUUCGCGCUGGAAAAAGCCGAGCUGCUCUCUAGCCGUUUACGGGAGCUGGUGUCUUCGGGACAAGGCUUGGUUCGGGCCCAGUUCGGAGUUGAUCUGGGUCUGAAGCCCGAGCUUUACCCGAGCUGGCUCAUCCUGUCAACGGCAGCGGUCGGUCUGCUGCUGCCGCUGCUGCUCGGGGCGACCUGGGCCGCUUUCUGCGGCGGCGGCGGAAAGCGACUGGUCGGCAAAAAGCGGGCUUCCCAGGUCAACCAAGGCGGCGAGGAGACGGGAAAGGCCAGCUUUAAUAAUAAAAGUGUCAAACCAGAGGAGCCGAAGAAGAGAAACAGAAAGAAAACCGGCGACAAGAACACUCAGUCCAAUGGACAGCCGCCGGUCAUUGUUCAAGAGAAAGUUAAAGAGAUUGUGGCAGCUCCAAAAACAGCCACACAGAUGAAAGCUGUUAAGCAGGUGCACGAGGUGCCGCCCCCGGUGCAGGUGAAAAAAACCAAGAAGAAACCCAAGACAGAACCUAAGACAGAUGUGAAACCAGUUCAGGUUUUGGUCACCAGUGACGUGAAAGAACCCGACGAUGGUGCCUGGGAGACUAAAGUCAGCAACCGAGAGAAGCGGCAACAGCGAAGGAAGGACAAAGGUUCAGAGGAUUCUGGGAGCCCGGGAGGCGACAAAGCUUCCAAGGUCCACGUCGAAACACCUGCAGCCGCGGCAACGAGCAAAAAGAAGCGAGGAAACAACGAGAACCAGCAUUCGAGACCGAUCACAAAGGCAGACAGAGCCAGUGGGAAAGGCAAAGCUGAAACGCUGAACUCUUCCUCUGCGUGGAGAGUGGAGCCUACAGUCAACGGUGGAGGCUGGUCUGAUGUUCCGUUGAAGGCCGCUGGUCAAGCUGGUUCUGUGGAAGGAAAGAAGUGGAGCUCCAUACCGCCAUCUGGACAGUACAGGUCCCAGUCUGACCCCCAACCCUGGGCUCAGGAGUCUCAAGCGGCCGCUUGGAGCAGCGUGGACGGGAAGAUGAAGACGAUGCCGUUUUCUGUGCUGCAGCUGAACUCUGCAGAUCCGUUAUCAAAUUCAGCUAAGUUGCAGUGGGCCAACCAAACCAUUGUUGACGAUCAGUGGUCAGGAGUCAAGGGGACGGCAGCAGAUUCCUCCUCUGACUGGAAUGCCCCAGCGGAGCACUGGGGGAACUACGAAGAGCCUCCUGCGCCCGUGGUGGUGGCGGCAACGGCGGCAGCAGCAGCAGCAACCCUGCAGAAGGAUCAGCCCAAGGUAUCAGAAGACGAGAAGGACACUGACGAUCCCUCAGGUGGAGCAGCCAAGUCUAAGAAGAAGAAGAAAAAGAAGAAGAAAGCAGAAGAGGAGCCUGCAGCUGAUGCUCAAACUCCAAGUGCAGCAACCAAAGUCCCAGAGCAUCCUGCGCCGCCGCUAAACUUACAGAACACCAGCAUAUCGUCCGCUCAGAAGAAGUCCGAGCAAACCGUCGAACCUCAGAAGCCCUCCCAGAAGAAGAAGGUUAGAAGGGAAACUUGAAGGAACAACACGAGUCUCUACAAACGUUAUGCAAAUGAUUAGGAGUGUCUCAUGCAAUAAUUACCAGGUACAGUUUCUGUCUUAGACGUGUAACUUUUUAAUGGCGACAAGAGGACAGCAAGCAGCAGAUCUAACCUGCUGUACAGCAGUGACAUGUGGUCCUAUGGACUGUUAAUUGUAACUAAUUUUGCACUAUUUGCUAAACUGCAACCAGAGGCAGAGUUUCAGGUGGGAUUUCAGUAAUGCUACUUGUUUAAUAGUUUUGCAAGUGUAUUUUGUUUUUUAUCCAACAGGAGUGUCUGUAAUUGUCAACCCAAAAACUGCAACGCGGGUUUUACUUAAUUUUUUAAAUUUUUUUUUUGUCUUGCAAAGUCUGAGUUAGGCUGGUCGCCCUAAACGAUGCACUUUGUUUUUUGUUGAUCUUCCACUCCCUCUCUGUGAUUUAGAAUCAUCUGUUUAGGUUUUGGUUGAAUCUAACAAUGCAGAGCCCAGAUGUUCACUGAUGGACUCAAGAGUUUCGUUAUAGGUUAUCUGUCCCGCGCAAAUUUUUCUUGUUAGCUAAAAAACAAAAUAUUCUCAGUUCUUAAACAGAAAGUAAUAGGAUAUAUUCAACACCAUUUUAUUGUAAUAUUACGGUUCCAUUCAGAAGUUUACAUACAUUCAUUAUCGACAUAAAUUACCUGUUCUUGCACCUUUAACGAUUGAUUUGAACUGUUCUUGUCUACACAGUCCAGCUUUAAUGAUUUCAAAACACGACUUAAGUGUACAGGUUUGAAUUUAGGAUGAUUUUUCCUAAAUGAUACAAGCAAGCUCAAAUAUUUAUGUUCUCCCCCUUUUUAAUAUGUUAAUUUCAAGCCACUAGCAAAAUCCCGAAAACUGCAUGUUUUUAGAAUCAGUCAACCAGUUUAAUAAUUCUGACUGGACAUGUGACCACUUUCCCUGAGAGAAAUGGUAGGUUUCUUUUUAUGUUGUUUCCUGAUAACUGAUCCAACUUUUCAUCAUAGUCCAUCAAUUUGUAAUGAGAUUGAAAUCGAGUCCAGUUUCAGAAGUUUGCUGCAGAGAGCUUAAUCCAUUCAUUUUUAUUUUUAUGCGCGCGCUGGGAUGAGUAGUCUAACAUCCAGCCAGAAAUAUGCCAGAAGCUGAGGUUUCUCUGCAGUUUGCUAGGGGAUUUUAAACCAACAUUAGUGGGGUGGCAUAUACAAAAUAUAUCUGAGCCAGUAUGUAUAAUUUUGACCCUAUGGUAAAUUCAACCAUAAGCUUCUAAGUCUUGUUUUUAAAUAGAAUCAAAGCUGCCUGUUGUAUGGACACAUGGUGCUGCUGUUUCUAUCGCGUCUAUAAAAAUCCCAACAUUAUUCUAACAUUUACGCCCAUAAUGACCGAAUGUAGGCGUCUGACUGGAAAUGGAGACUCAUUUUUAGGUAAUCUUUGAACUAGAGAAUACUUGUGGAAAGCGUCUUGAUUUGCUUUGCUAGAAAGGGCAGAACAUUUCAACGAACUCUUUAAUAUUUCACGCUCUCAUGUUUGAUGUAGACUGCUUCACUCUCACUCUAAAUCAAGCGUGUCGUUUUUCCUCGCACCGUUUAAUUGCAGCUAAAUGUUGUAAGUUAAAGCAUUCCAACAUGGCUGUUUUAGACAGUAAGAGUAAUUAGUAAACAAAAAAAAGCACUUACAACAUAUAAUCUUCUAUAAAUGUAGAUUUCAUGAUUCCUUUAUGACAUUCCUUGACAUUUUUCAUGUUCAAACAAUCCGACUUGUGUAUUUCCAGAUGAAUAUGGUCUUGAUAUAUCAGGAGAUUAAAAAGUCUACAGAAAGUUCAGAGUUAAUUCCACCUACCUUGUUCAAUAACUUUCUUUGGCUUUAACUGCGUUUUCAAAAUAUAGAAAUUUAGAUUGAAAUUUGCUGCAUGUCGACAAAUUAAAUUUCCUUGAGAUUGCAGUGACUGAUAGAAACCACCAGGAGGCACUGUAACUGAGACUUGAGGUUAAUGGAGUCAAGGCGAUGAAACAGUAACAUCGGAAAAUGCUGUUUUUCUAUUUUUUAAUCAAAGUUAUCAUAAUGAUUAAGUCUGUCCUUUUCUAAGUAGCUUGUAUGCUUUUUUAAAUGGGUUCUUCUGCUCUCUAAAUAACUUUUUACAAGGAUUUCUUCCAGUUUUUUCCUAGAAAAAGCCACGCCAUAUGUAUAGAUUGUAAGGGCUUUUUUCUAGUUUGUGAUUGCACUGUGCAGAAACCUGUAUAGUUUCUUUUUAUUGCGAAUUAAUUGUUUUUCAACGGUUUUUGCCGAAUGUGAAACUUUUUUUUUCUUCCCAAGAAUGAAGGAGAAUUUUUUUUUUUAAUGAACUAAUGGGAAAAAAACAGCAAAAAUAUAAAAAUAAACUAAUGAUAAAGAGCUUUGCAAAAAUGUGACAUGGAGCAGUUUGAACUCUUCAUUCAAGUUGUUUGAGCGUAUACAUUUAAAAGAAAUUCAUUUCUACUGCCUUAAUCUGCCGUAUAGAAAGUUUGUUGGAGUCCUUUUUUACAGCUUCCAUCCUUUUGCAAGUUUUGAUGUCAGUUUUUUUUUUCUUUCUAUUUUUUUUUGCAUGACUUUGGUAAGAGUAUUUGUUGGGGGGGGAAAAAGAGACAAAAGACCAGUCUUUUUUUUUUUACUUUAACUAUUUUGUUCUAGAGUACCUCUUGUUAUAAAUACCGUAACAGCUUUAUGUUAGAAGAAAACUUGCAAACUUCCUACUUUUUAUGGGCAUCCAUGCUUUUUUCUGACUCUUGAAUUACUCUUGAAACAUUAAAAUGUUAAUUGACUGGUGUUGAUUAAUGUUUGUAGGUCUGAAAUGAUGUUACACUGUGGAUCCAGGUGCCCAUUUUGUUCUCUUUUUACCAAUGAGUAAAAUUAUUUCUUGUAUUUAUACAGUUGUGUCUAGAAAAUCUCGGAUGAUUUUGUUAGGGACAUCAUAAUGAUCUUUCUAUGUUUGUUCUGGAAAGAAUUAAAUGAGAAAUGCUUCGUA
This is a messenger RNA of Poecilia reticulata (guppy), 4669 nucleotides long. It is a transcript of the gene mtdha, whose product is annotated as metadherin a. The record is from RefSeq and is a predicted model, not a curated record. Gene Ontology annotation, biological process: positive regulation of canonical NF-kappaB signal transduction; negative regulation of apoptotic process; positive regulation of angiogenesis. Lineage: Eukaryota; Metazoa; Chordata; Actinopteri; Cyprinodontiformes; Poeciliidae. Gene Ontology annotation, molecular function: transcription coregulator activity. Gene Ontology annotation, cellular component: nucleus.